This is a messenger RNA of Indicator indicator, 2160 nucleotides long. RefSeq lists its product as uncharacterized. Bases 1 to 2160 code for a protein of 719 amino acids. The record is from RefSeq and is a predicted model, not a curated record. The transcript has 3 exons. NCBI's taxonomy places the organism in Eukaryota, Metazoa, Chordata, Aves, Piciformes, Indicatoridae.
AUGUCAGGGCUGUUGAAGCAGCUGCGGUCUGUGAGCAGUGGGGAGGAGCUGGGAGUGAAUGCCCACCUGGCCUGUGGCCAUGGCUGUGCUCUGCUCCCGCUGGGAGCCAAGGCACUGGAAGUGCAGGAAUGGCAGGAUUUCAAGGAGUUUGGCCAGGCGGGACAUAAACUGGGCCAGGGACCAGUGCCAGGAGGAAAUCAAGGGGCUCACGGACAUGUGCCUCCCGUCUGCGCCCAACGAGCCCCUGCUCACCAGCAUGCUGCUGAGCAGACAGGGGAGCAGUCAGGGGAGAAGUCAGGGGAGCAGUCAGGGGAGCAGUCAGGGGAGCAGACAGGGGAGCAGACAGGGGAGCAGUCAGGGGAGCAGACAGGGGAGCAGUCAGGGGAGCAGUCAGGGGAGCAGACAGGGGAGCAGACAGGGGAGCAGUCAGGUGAGCAGUCAGGUGAGCAGACAGGUGAGCAGACAGGUGAGCAGACAGGGGAGCAGUCAGGGGAGCAGACAGGUGAGCAGACAGGUGAGCAGACAGGUGAGCAGACAGGGGAGCAGACAGGUGAGCAGACAGGGGAGCAGACAGGGGAGCAGACAGGGGAGCAGUCAGGUGAGCAGUCAGGUGAGCAGACAGGGGAGCAGACAGGGGAGCAGACAGGUGAGCAGACAGGGGAGCAGACAGGGGAGCAGACAGGGGAGCAGUCAGGUGAGCAGACAGGGGAGCAGACAGGGGAGCAGACAGGGGAGCAGACAGGUGAGCAGACAGGGGACCAGACAGGUGAGCAGACAGGGGAGCAGACAGGGGAGCAGUCAGGGGAGCAGUCAGGUGAGCAGACAGGGGAGCAGACAGGGGAGCAGACAGGUGAGCAGUCAGGUGAGCAGACAGGGGAGCAGUCAGGUGAGCAGACAGGGGAGCAGACAGGGGAGCAGACAGGGGAGCAGACAGGUGAGCAGUCAGGGGAGCAGACAGGUGAGCAGACAGGGGAGCAGACAGGGGAGCAGUCAGGUGAGCAGACAGGUGAGCAGACAGGGGACCAGACAGGGGAGCAGACAGGGGAGCAGUCAGGUGAGCAGACAGGGGACCAGACAGGGGAGCAGUCAGGGGAGCAGACAGGGGAGCAGACAGGGGAGCAGUCAGGUGAGCAGUCAGGUGAGCAGACAGGGGACCAGACAGGGGAGCAGUCAGGGGAGCAGACAGGGGAGCAGACAGGGGAGCAGUCAGGUGAGCAGACAGGUGAGCAGACAGGUGAGCAGACAGGGGACCAGACAGGGGAGCAGUCAGGUGAGCAGACAGGGGAGCAGACAGGGGAGCAGACAGGGGAGCAGUCAGGUGAGCAGACAGGGGAGCAGACAGGGGAGCAGACAGGGGAGCAGUCAGGUGAGCAGACAGGUGAGCAGACAGGGGAGCAGACAGGGGAGCAGUCAGGUGAGCAGACAGGGGAGCAGUCAGGGGAGCAGACAGGGGAGCAGACAUGUGAGCAGACAGGGGAGCAGACAGGGGAGCAGACAGGUGAGCAGACAGGUGAGCAGACAGGGGAGCAGACAGGGGAGCAGACAGGGGAGCAGACAGGUGAGCAGACAGGGGACCAGACAGGGGAGCAGUCAGGUGAGCAGACAGGUGAGCAGACAGGGGAGCAGACAGGGGAGCAGUCAGGUGAGCAGUCAGGUGAGCAGACAGGGGAGCAGACAGGUGAGCAGACAGGGGAGCAGUCAGGUGAGCAGACAGGGGAGCAGACAGGUGAGCAGACAGGGGAGCAGUCAGGUGAGCAGACAGGGGAGCAGACAGGGGAGCAGACAGGGGAGCAGUCAGGGGAGCAGACAGGGGAGCAGACAGGGGAGCAGUCAGGUGAGCAGACAUGUGAGCAGACAGGGGAGCAGACAGGGGAGCAGACAGGUGAGCAGACAGGUGAGCAGACAGGGGAGCAGACAGGGGACCAGACAGGUGAGCAGUCAGGGGAGCAGACAGGUGAGCAGACAGGGGAGCAGUCAGGUGAGCAGACAGGGGAGCAGUCAGGUAAGCAAGCUGCCAGGGGGCUUCAUGCCACGGGGGCUGCACACAGCAUGGCCUUCAGCAGGCUGCUGCAGGCAGAGUGGCAGCCAGGACUGGCUGACAUCUCUAGAGGCCUCCGCUUUCCACGCGACACCAGCGACUCACCAGCACCUUGGAGCUGA